UAUCAAUCAGAAGAACUCAGCUUCCCUCUUCUACUCCUAAAAUUGUUUCAAUAGUUCCUACAUUUCCCACGAUUGCAUCCGCCAUGGCUUCCUCUCUAACUCUCAAGCUAGCAUGCGUUGUAGUUCUCUACAUGACCCUGAGCGCAGCCCUAGCUCAGGCCAUAACCUGCGAUCAGGUCUCAACCUACCUCGGCCAAUGCAUAAACUACGUUAGAGGCUACGGUACUCUGCCUCCAGCCUGCUGCACUGGCAUCAGGUCUCUCAACGCAGCUGCUAUGACCAGCACCGACCGCCAAACCGUAUGCAACUGCUUGAAAAGCGCCACCGACUCCAUCUCUGGUGUCGACGCCACCCUUGCAGCUAAACUCCCCGCCGAGUGUGGAGUCAACCUUCCCGUCUCCAUCAGCGCCAGCACCAACUGCUCAGAGAUCUAGUGAGAAACUGGGGGAGAAAGUUAAAGAUUUUCAGCAGAAGAAAAUAUAAUAAUGAAAGGAGAAAUUAAUAAAAUGCAUGUAUAAAAUGCAAGUGAAUGAGUCUCUUCUAGUGGCCAUGUAUCUUACUGUAAUGAGAGUAGUAUUUUGUCAGAUGUACUAAGGUCGCUUAUACAUAUAUAGUGACCGUAAUCUUUAUAAAAUACAUAGCUAUCU
This is a messenger RNA of Rubroshorea leprosula, 647 nucleotides long. NCBI's taxonomy places the organism in Eukaryota, Viridiplantae, Streptophyta, Magnoliopsida, Malvales, Dipterocarpaceae. The record is from the annotation of a GenBank genome assembly.